Lytechinus variegatus (green sea urchin) is the source of this 1608-nucleotide messenger RNA. Its product is annotated as tubulin alpha-8 chain-like. Gene Ontology annotation, molecular function: structural constituent of cytoskeleton; GTP binding. Gene Ontology annotation, biological process: microtubule cytoskeleton organization; mitotic cell cycle. Bases 37 to 1365 code for a protein of 442 amino acids. The record is from RefSeq and is a predicted model, not a curated record. The transcript has 2 exons. Gene Ontology annotation, cellular component: microtubule; cytoplasm. NCBI's taxonomy places the organism in Eukaryota, Metazoa, Echinodermata, Echinoidea, Temnopleuroida, Toxopneustidae.
UGUAUUUCAAUACACAUCGGGCAAGCAGGAGUUCAGAUGGGCAACUCGUGCUGGGAACUCUACUGCAUUGAGCAUGGCAUCCAGCCUGAUGGCCGACUCAUCGACAACAGUCGUACAGCGGUGAGUGACGACGAGACAGAGGGCGAGCCUCAACCUUUCACCACGUUCUUCAGUGAAACAGGAUCUGGAAAGCAUGUUCCAAGGGCGAUAUUUGUCGAUCUUGAGCCUACUGUUAUAGACCAAAUUCGCACCAGUACAUACCGAGAGCUUUUCCGCCCAAAGCAGAUGAUCACCAGCAACGAGGACGCUGCUAACAACUACGCAAGAGGUCAUUACUCGAACGGGAAAGACGUCAUCGACAAAGUCAUGGAUCAAGUCAAAAGAUUGGCUGAUAACUGUGAAGGUCUUCAGGGUUUCCUCCUGUUUCACAGCUUUGGAGGCGGGACAGGUUCGGGAUUCACGUCCCUGCUGAUGGAGCGACUGUCGGUGGACUAUGGAAAGAAGACCAAGCUGGAAUUCGCCAUCUAUCCCGCACCCCAGGUUUCGACGGCCGUCGUUGAGCCAUACAACACCAUCCUCACCACACAUAGCACCCUUGAACAUUCUGACUGUGCCUUUAUCGUUGACAACGAAGCCAUCUACGAAAUUUGCCACAGAAACCUUGAUGUAGAGCGUCCGACGUAUACAAAUCUAAAUCGCUUGAUCGGUCAGGUUGUGUCCUCCAUAACUGCAUCUUUGAGAUUCGAAGGCGCCCUCAACGUUGAUCUUACAGAGUUCCAAACAAACUUAGUGCCAUAUCCACGUAUACAUUUUCCCCUUUCAACUAUUGCACCAAUUGUGUCGGAAGAAAAGUCUCAUCAUGAGAGAUUUUCCGUGGCUGAAAUCACGAAUGCUUGUUUCGAGGCUGGAAACCAAAUGGUGAAGUGUGAUCCAAGGGAUGGUAAGUAUAUGUCCUGUUGCCUGCUCUAUCGCGGAGACAUCGUCCCUAAAGACAUUGCCGCAGCCAUCAGCAAGAUCAAGACGAUGCGCACCAUCCAGUUCGUUGACUGGUGCCCAACAGGCUUCAAAGUCGGCAUCAACAGCACACCUCCUUCGGUUGUUCCUGGUGGGGAUCUAGCCAAGGUCCAACGGGGUGUCUGUAUGCUCAGCAACACCACUGCCAUUGCCGCUGCCUGGGCACGUGUUAACCAUAAAUUCGACUUGAUGUACGCCAAACGAGCCUUUGUCCACUGGUUCGUUGGGGAAGGCAUGGAAGAAGGGGAGUUCUCGGAGUCUAGAGAUGAUCUGGCUGCGUUGGAGAAGGACUAUGAAGAAGUAGGAAUGGACUCAACAGUAGGAGAUGAUGAAGACUUUGAUGCCUAUUAAUAUCUUUCAAAUCACUUUCUCCAACUCCUUACACUGCAAUAGUUCCUUAAAUUUGUUUUCAUUAGUUAAAGAUUAUUGUAGAUAUUUUGGUUUAUUUAUUCAUUUCACUCUUAGCAUGUUUAGAUUGUUCUAGACAUAAGGACAUCAGUACUAGUAGGCCUAGAAUGACUUUCAAAUAGUGUUAUAUGUAUGAAAGGAUUUGGAGUUUAAAAUGAUUUCUGGACAUUUAAUCAGUAAAUUUAG